AUGGGUGCUCUUUUGGGCGCCUUCUUUGUUGUCCGUUUUGACCUGAGUGACAGGGAAUCAGCUACAAAGGCCUAUUGUGAGCUGAUCAAGUCCAUCUACAUCCGCCGAAAAAGAAGACCAGCUUUGAAGACAUCCUUCGAUCAUUUUCGUACGCAUUAUGAGGAUAGGUUCUGGACAAAGCGCGCUCUGGAAGUCCGUACUGAGCUUGUUGCCAAUCGUUCAGGACUGAUUGUACAUGAGGUUGGGGAGGUACAGUCCAAGGUCGCCUUCAACAAGUUUGUAAGAGCUCACAGUGACCUAGAAAAUGAGCCGCCUGACGAAGAGGAGGAAUCGCCCAAGCUAAAGAAGGCAAGAUCGGUAUGCGAAGUCACUGGCUGGAGUACUGCAGGAGAAAUGAAGUCCAAGAUCAGGAUCGCCAACAUCGGGACGAUGACGAAGAGAGUGUCGGACAAGGGUCUGUGGAAGAAGAAGGAACCAGAUUGCCGGCGAACGUUGACGUCGGAAACUGAGACAGGCACGAGUAAACGCCAUCACACCAGGCCUGCCGUACUCCACCUGGAUGUGAAUGGGCUCAUCAGGAUACCUUAUGAAGUUGACGGUGUUGAUGUCAGAGACGGGUCGGUCGACAGCAUACGGGAUAGGAGUGACGACGUACCGGACAUUCCAGCUGCUACAAUUCAGCACGUCAAGAACCACUUGAUGCAGGAUAUUUUUGAGUUUGGGGAUGACAAAUCGCUGUUGCUUUGCGCGCUAGAGCAAGAGCUGGCCCGGGGUUCCUUGUGUCACCACCAAUACUCGGACCAAACAGAUGCUCUGCUCUGCCAUAUUUUCCAAGUUCUGUAA
Linnemannia hyalina is the source of this 843-nucleotide messenger RNA. Lineage: Eukaryota; Fungi; Mortierellomycota; Mortierellomycetes; Mortierellales; Mortierellaceae. The record is from the annotation of a GenBank genome assembly.